Messenger RNA from Vicugna pacos (alpaca), 1065 nucleotides. NCBI's taxonomy places the organism in Eukaryota, Metazoa, Chordata, Mammalia, Artiodactyla, Camelidae. The record is from RefSeq and is a predicted model, not a curated record.
UAUGAGAGACAAAAACUUUUCAAGACUGGGCACUUCCUUUUGCUGCUCUUGCCUCAUAGAACUUGGAGUUUUUCCUUUCACACAAGUUUAGUGCCACAUUCUUCUAUUUGCGAUGGAUGGACAAGUGACAUAUGCUGAUUUAAACUUAACCAGGGAUACUGGUCUUGAACAUUCAUCACCCCCAUCUCUUCCUCAGAAUGAACUCAAUGGAGUUAAUCAAGUAUAUUUUCGUAAUGUCACAGAUGCUUGCCAGGGUUCAUCUUGGCAUAAACUGGCUCUGCAACUUUCUUGUGUGGGGAUGCUUCUUCUCAUCCUGACUGUGAUCGGGCUGAGUGUUUCAGUGAUGUUCUUAAGACAAAAGUCCUCAAUAGAAAGAAGCAGUGUGAUUGUUCAAGAGAGCAGGAAUGAAACAACAGCGAGACCACCUCUGUUAAAGUGUCCAACAAAUUGGCGUCCACUCCGAGAUAAAUGCCUGUUUUUUUAUCACAGUUCCAAACCCUGGAAUGACAGUCUAGCCGACUGUUUCACAAAAGAGUCCAGUCUGCUGCUAAUCCAAGAUCAAGAAGAAUUGAGACUCAUACAAAGUAUGAUAGACAAAGGAGUUCUGUUCUGGAUUGGAUUAAAUUUUACGCUAUCAGAGAAGAACUGGAAGUGGAUAAAUGGCUCCUUUUUGAAUUCUAACAUGACGGUUUGGGGGAUUGAAUGAAAUGAUGGAAGAGAGCAAGGCAGAGACGGAUCAGGGAAGCCUAGGAAGUCAGAGAGACCUUUUGGAAAGGGAGUCAAUGUCUUGGCCAGAUGAGCAUUAAACAUUUAUCCUGAAAAGUGAAGAAAGGACCAGAGGGCGGGAGAGAUACAACGUGGGGCCCUUCUGCAAUAGUUCCGUUGACAGAAGAUCCUGAUGGGACUGGAGUGCGGGGCACGAGGAGAGAAUCAGACCGGCUGCUCAGGGUGGAGAGGCUCCGUGAAGAAAUGGAACAAAGAAAGAAAAGCCGUGGGGGGGGGGGGGAAGCAGCUCGGUGGCAGGGUGCAUGCUUAGUAUGCAGGGGGUCCCGGGUUCAACCCCCA